AUGAAGAUGUGCCGCGGAUUGAUCGAUUGGUUGCUCUUGCUAGCGGCGUUCGGCAUCACGGUCCAAGGACAGCUGAAAAGUCCACGGAUAACCGAGCACCCGUCCGACAUAAUAGUCGCGAAAAAUGAGCCGGUGACGUUGAACUGCAAGGCGGAGGGUAAGCCCGAACCGGUGAUAGAGUGGUACAAGGACGGUGAGCUCGUGCAGACGUCGCCGGGGGACGCCAAGUCGCAUCGGGUCCUGCUGCCUACGGGAUCCCUCUUCUUUCUGCGGGUGAUGCACGGCAAGAAGGAGCAGGAUGGCGGUGUAUAUUGGUGCGUCGCGCGGAAUAAGGCUGGAUCCGUCCCGAGCAGGAACGCCACUCUCACAGUCGCAGUGCUGCGGGAUGAGUUUCGCGCGGAGCCGCAGAACACGAGGGUCGCCGCCGGGGAGACGGCUUUGCUGGAGUGCGGACCGCCUCGCGGCCAUCCGGAGCCGACCCUCCAUUGGAAGAGGAACGGUCACAUAAUAGACCUGGAAGCGACAAAACGGAUAACCCUCGUGGACGGGGGCAACCUAAUGAUAUCCGACGUGAGGCCGGCCGACCAGGGCAAGUACCAGUGCAUCGCCGAAAACAUGGUCGGCACCAAGGAGUCCGCGAUAGCGACCCUCACGGUUCACGUGAAGCCGUUCUUCCUGGCCAUGCCGUCGAAUCAGACGAUCCUCACGGAUCAGACGGCGGAAUUCGCCUGCAGGGUGGGCGGCGACCCGGAGCCGGAGAUCCUGUGGCGCCGUAGCGACGGCAAGAUGCCGAUAGGCCGGGCGCACAUUCUGAACGACAAAAGUUUACACAUCGAGCGGGUGAACCCCCAGGACCAGGGGACGUACAUCUGCGACGCGGAGAACAGCGUCGGGGCGAUAUCAGCGAGCGCCACUCUUACCGUGCACUCGAGGCCGGUGUUCACCAACUUCCCCAAGGACGAGACGGUAAACGCCGGCGCCGACGUCACCUUCUCGUGCGCGGCGCGCGGCGCCCCGAAGCCGUCGAUAUUUUGGACCCGAGAGGGCUCGCAGGAGCUAAUGUUCCCCGGUCACACGUAUCAGACCCACUACAACGUCACGGAAGACGGAAGUCUGAGUAUCAAGGGCGCCGUCAGGAAGGACGAGGGCCACUACGUGUGCAGCGCCAUUAGUCAGGCCGGCGCCAGCACCGCGACCGUAUUUCUUCAGGUGACGUCCAUCGAGGAGACUCCGCCGCCCAUAAUCGAGCUGGGCCCGGCAAACCAGACCUUGCCGCUGAAGAGUGUCGCCUCGUUGCCGUGCCGCGCGGUCGGUACGCCCACGCCGCGGGUUCAGUGGCACAAGGAGGGCGUGCUCGUGCAAUCGGGCGGCCGCAUCACGAUGGCCAUCAACGGCACGCUGUUCAUCGACGACCUGCACGCCGCCGAUUCCGGCCUGUACACCUGCAUCGCCUCGUCGGAGUCCGGCAACACCUCCUGGUCGGCGUACCUGACCGUCAGCAGCACCGGCGCCAGCUUCCAUCGGACGCCGGACGUGUCGGCGCUGCCGCAGAACCCGAGCAAGCCGCGGAUAGUGAACGCCACCAGCAACUCGGUCACUCUAACGUGGAGCCCGGGCCACGAGGGCCAGAGCAAGAUCAUCGGCUACAACAUCGAGUACUACAGCAGCAACUUGAACACCGGCUGGGUGGUGGCGGCCACGGGUGUUCUCGACGACAUCUACACGGUGACAGAUUUAAGGCCGGAGACCAAUUACGUUUUCCUAGUACGAGCGGAAAAUAGCCAGGGGCUUUCGUUGCCCGGACCACUGUCGGACCUCGUGCAAACUACUAACGUAAAUCAGCAUACGGUACCGCAAGUGGAACUGACUCGCGCCAGGGAUCGGCUGAACAGCGAGAUUUUACAUCUCAAAGAGGUGCAACCGUUGACCAGCACCAGCGUGAAGAUCAUGUGGGACAUUCUUGGCGCGGCAGAUUUAGUGGAGGGUCUUUACAUACGGUAUCGCGAGGAUUCUGAGAAACCAGAAUAUCAAAUGGUUACGGUGCUUAACGCCGGCGCUACCAGUUACGUGCUGACCAAUCUGAAAAAGUACACGCGCUACGAAUUCUUUCUGGUACCCUUCUACAAGACAAUCGAGGGUCGACCGAGCAACGUGAAGCUGGUCACCACACUGGAGGAUGUACCCUCGGGUGCUCCCGAGAACGUUCACGUAGGAAUGAUAAAUAUGACCUCGGCGUUUGUUCGGUGGUCACCGCCACCGAAGAACACUCAGAAUGGCCAAUUGAUCGGUUACAAGAUUCAGAUCAAGAGCAACAGCAGCAACAAGAUCCUGGGUCAGAUGUCUCUGAACGCAUCCACCACGUCGGUGAUCAUUAACAGUUUAACCACUGGCGGUUUAUACACGGCUCGCGUCGCUGGUCAAACCCGCGUCGGACUAGGCCCCUUUUCCAACCCGACUCUGUUGAAUAUGGAUCCGGGACAACUGACGCAAUUACCGCCGCGUACCGAUCCCAGCCACGGAGGUGCAUCCGUCGUCAGAGAGACGUGGUUCCUCGUAUUGAUAAUAACGAUGAUAUUCACCGUUAUCGCCGCGUUGCUAGCCGCCCUGUAUGUGAGACGCAGGCAAGCGAUGAGCAAGCAACUGGGUCACUUAAAUGUACCCGUGGGUACCGCGAACGAUAUCUGCCAAUUGAAUAAGGACACGCUCUGGUUGGAACGAGGCUGGCGGCCGACAAAUACCCUUCAGGCCGCCAACGAUAAGGACUGUGAGACCAAGUUACUCAACAAUCAGCACAUGCUGGCAGCCGGCAUAAUGGGCAUGGCCGGUUCGGAAUACGCUGAAGUUAAUCUGACGACGUUUUACAACACACGCAAACAGAUGCAGGCGCCGCCGCCGGAGCCAUAUGCGACGACGACUCUAUGCGUGGGCAGUCGUAACUCAGACUCGAUCGAGACCAGCUGCCAGAAGUCAAGCUCCAGCGACUCGUGUCUGAAACCGGAUUACUCGAGCCUGGACUCAAAUCAGGAGCCCAACAAGUCUACGGUGUCGCCAAGCAGCGACAACAUGAGCGGCGGCGACGCCGCCUACGCGGACGAGAAUCUGGAUGUACAAAGGAGACAGUACAGAAUAGCAGGCGAGGCGCCGCAAACCGGUAUGCCGAUGCCUAACUGGUGCGACAUGUUACCGCCGCCGCCUGAGCAUCCACCCCCUCUUGGCACAUCCAUUGCCACCGGGCGGAUACAUCAGCAGCAACAGCAUCAGUUGCAACAUCCGCACCAACAGCAACAACAGCAGCAAGUGCCGUUCAGUCCACAUCUCAGCAAGAGAAGUGUACAGAACGAUCUGGAUCAUUGCAGCAGCUCAGGUGCCGGCUCGUGCAAUCCGCAGAGUCCGCCCACUCCGCCCAUCAGAGUAACCAAUAGCUUCAGCUCGUCACCGACACCCUGGAGCGGCGGCGGACAAAGUCAACACUCGGAGCAUGGCAUACUCCAGGUGCCUGGUAACCUUCAGGUUCCGCAGGGCAGGUACACAACGCUGCCGCCGCAAACAAAUCCUCCACCGUUGCCCUCGUUCCCGCAGGGUUUUAAUCAUUAUGAUUACAAGAACCAGGAAAACGAGUACGAGAGCGGCUCCGUCAUUUACGGCCAUCAUCAGAACGGUCUCGUAGAUGAUUAUGGCGUACGCGCUGAUCCCGCAUUCGCCCGUUCCAACAAUCAGCAAUCACAUCUGACACCGUCCGCUGUGAACGAGGAGUUGUAUCGGCACAGAGACGAUAUAUUCCAUAAUGACAAUCUCUAUCAACCCGAGAAUGACGAGUGGGACAGGAAAUCGUGUGACUCCAACACGCACUCAGAUGCGUGCUGCUCGUGCUCGGAAUCGAGCUGCCUCUACGCCGACACCGUACAGUACAACACGCCGCAAUACGGUACCGCGUGCGGUCACAGUAGCAGCAGGACAGGUUCUCGAAGCAGGAGUAACAGGAGUCCACGAAGAAGAAACAGGACCUCCUCGCCCACGUAUAGUAGCGACAGCAAUUACUCCUGCAUUCCACAGAGGCAGUGCGGGAACACGAAUUCGCAGGAGAGACUGAGGCAUAAUCGUAGUAAAGACAAAUUGCCUAGCUUUUCAAGGACGGGUAACUACAGCCAACACAAUUCUUCGGCCUCUAAUACGAUGAGUAGUACGGGCAGUCAACGAUACAAUAAGUUAAAUAGUAUCUUUGCAAGCGGCAAUAACGCUCCGACGGAGUCGAGUCGACUGGGUGACCAUCGUGAGAGUUAAAUACUGCCUGGACAUAGUAAAUACAGGACGUGCCUGAAACAAACGGCCUUCGAUCACAACGAACGAUCACUACAAUCUCGACUACGGGAGGCCGUUGCGUCGUUGUUUCGCAAUCAGCGAACGCUCAUCAAGUACAGUUCGAUUGAGCGCGCCGUGUAUAUAAUAAAAAACACGCCGUAGCGUCUCUUUCGCAGGGUUGCUAUAUUUCUAUAUAUACUUGGUGCGAGACGCUACCGCGUCUCAUGAUUAAUGGAUUGCACGUUGGAAGGGUACAUCGAUUUGAUUUGUUGAUUAUACACAGGCUUAUUAAGAGAGUGAGCUCGGCGGUAACGAGACAGUGAAUCUCGUACUAUUCUUUUUUACGUACCACGUUACGUAAUAUCGGGAAGGUUAACAGGUUUCGCGAGGUAAUGAGUAUUUCAUGACUGACAAUGACGUGACGUUUACGUUUAGCUAAUUACGAGGCGGUAGCUUAAGCUCGUAGAGUGUUCCUAUGUGUUCGUAUGAAGCGCAAUAACGGUCUUCUAUCGCGAUAAGAGCAUAAUUUUGACACUCGAGACAAAUCACUGAGAAUCCCUCUGUGAUCGACACUCGCGCCGCUUCAACGCUACGCCGAUAGACCCCAUUAUGUACACGCGAUAUAGUCGAUUGUUUUGUACUUUGUACUCGGAUAAGGGCUUUCAAAAAGGAUAACAUCGCGAGAAAACAGGCGACGCGUAGUAUUAUCUUUCUUUGGACACUCUGCCAAAUAGACUGAUUAACGUAUCAUCGAGUUUUGCUUAUAUUUUCUUUGUUCUUCACUUUAUAUUACAGUGAAAGAUAGAGGCAUCUCCAAAUCUUCAACUUUCAAGAGCUAUUAAGGGAAAGAAAAAAGAGGAAGGAAAAACUUUUAUACAAUUGCUGUCGCGAUGUGUUUCUCAACUAAACAUUUACCGCCUGAGCGGUCACGCCAGUUUAAUAUUACAGUUGAACGUCUCUUGAACUUUGUUGUACUCUCAACUGCCAUACAUACUGCCAUCCCGCUGACGUACUGUUAGUUUGAUUAAGUUGUAUCCUAAAUGGUGACUUGAAAAGUCACACAUUUUUAGCUCGCGAGUGUCAGCGAGCUACAAAAGUUCUCGCGCGGCCGCUCCGGGAUGAAUGUCCACGCGUAUAAAUGUCCCAUGCGAUGUGUCACGUUUUUUUGACGUGACAAUAGCACAAACAGAGAGGAGAAUAUAUGAUAUAACGGGUUGAUCCGCCUGAGCGCGAAAUAAGAAUUUGGGUCAUAUAGAAAUGCGUACAAAUCAAGCAGGCACAGUCAACUGUUUAUUAAUUGACAAAUUUUACGCACGAGAAAUUUGACAGCUCAAAGUGUAAUAAUUUAGUUUAUCUCCAUUAAAAAUAAAAGCAACAGAAUACAUAACUGAAUUCUUUGUAGUUAUAUGAAGAUUCUUCUUUUAAAAACAAUUUUUUUAUGACGAGCAGCUAAAUGUUCAGUUGAAAUUAUUGUGGACAAUUGUGCUCUAAGAAACUCGAAUACUAUAGCAAUAAUAUGAGUAUACGUGUAUAGAUCGUAUCGAGACGAAUUUGUUUACGAGAAUAAAAUUUCAAGAUUUUAAGACUAAUUUAGUAUAGGAUAGUUCCGUGAUCUUUUCAAGUGUCAAAGUAAUUUCAUUCCGAAGUCAUUGCCCUGGAAACAAUCGAGCGAGCAAUCGCACACAAUCGUUUUACUGUGCUGAUAUUAAUUUAUCGAUCGAUCGCGUGUGCCUGCUUGUGUUGUACGUGGAAUAAUCCUUUCGCUACGGUUGUUUUUGUCGAACGGCUUCACUUCCCGCAUACGAAGCUAAUUGUUUUCGAUCGUGAAACCCAAAUGUAACAUAUUACGGAUAUACGGCUUGUAGGACGCAGCAAUUACUCAUAUUCACGUCUCCCGUGUUUGACGCUAAACGAGCUCGUUCGAUUUUGAGUUCACGAUAACAUCCCUCAUCUGUAUGUUAAACAGCUCGGGAUCAAACGCGAAAUGUGGGCGUUUUGGUGGAUACAAUCGUCCUUAAUGCGUACAAUUAGAGACGGUCGAUUACAAUCGUGUCUCUUAGCACACGGCGACAGCCUAGCACAUAGACAGGCGCAUAAUCGUCGUAGCGAAAGGAUUAACGUGUCGCGCCCGAUGAAACGAUUCGCGCUCGGCUUUACGAGCGGCCCCAACAAAGCGUGGCAUUUAUUUUCAACAGCCUGUACUAUACCCAGGCCACGACAAAUGGAGCAUAUUAUUUUGGAUAUAACGUUCCUAAAUCCUAAGGCAACCGAGGGCUAAUCUCCACGAAGAAGAGCCACGUAUAAUUCUUCCAAAACGAACGCACGUAGAUACGUUUUUAACGAAACAAAGUAACAAUAAUAAGAACGCGUAAUAUAUAUAUAAAAAUAUACAUAUUAUACAUAUAUUAUCAUAUCACGCAAACGGUCCCUGUAUAAAUUUGUACAAAGUUACUCUAACGAGAUUAGUCAUUAGUUAUUAAUUUAUACGCCGUAUCAAUUGAACUCGCAUCGCGUAAGCGACAGAUACGUAAAGUAUCUCAUGUAUUCUUUAAUGCACACGACCUGAUAUGUAAAAGUGAGAACGUGCACGUCAAAAAUGUGCGCUUCGAAGAUAUUGCCGACGACACUGCCAAUACAAAGUGCGUUUAUUCUCGAAUUUGUACCUGAUUCCAGUUUUAUCAGAUAUUUCCAUCUCAUCACCGCGACUUCUUUGUGAAACGAAUUACAACUGCGAAUCGUAAAUUGUUUUUAAAUUGCAUUAUUACAUAAAUAUUACUAUCAAAGAUAGUACGUAAUAACGCGAAAAGAAAAAAAGGAUUACAGAGAUAUAAAAUUUUUUGAAAUUGACGGCACCGGUAACAAUUUGUACGAAAAUUUAAAAAAUUCUUAUACUUGAAAAAAGACAACAUUUAAGUCUACGAAUUCGUUUUCCCCAUUUAUCUUCCGACUCUCUUUGCGAUGGGACUUUAGAUGGAAGACACAACGAACUACAUUUGCAUUCGUAACGACCGGCUUAUUGAAAGUGUCUUUUCCACGGCGGUCGAAGAAGAAUUGCAUCUGAUUAGAACCGUGAAAUUCUAUCGUCGUCUUCGUCUUUCUCUCCUUUGAAACGCACAUUUUUAAUAAGAAGGAGUACACGUCUACGCGACAUUUUAUGGACGGGGCUUCGCGUUUACGGAUGAUUCGGGCAACGUUUUUUAUACAAUUCUCAUAGACGGAUCUAAAGUAGAACUGAAACCUCCAUGCGGAAAUGUAUAUCGUAAUAUUUCAUAUUUAAAAAAUAUUGAAGAUUUUAUCUUUCAAAAAAUCUUAUAUUUAUAUCUUUACACAUAUAUAUCGAGAACGCAAUUCACAUAUACAUGUUGAAUGUAUUCUACAAACAGUCAAUAAUGUUUUUUCGCUCCAAGUUAGAUUUUUUGGCUCAUUUAGGUAUCCAUUGUUUUAAUUAUAAUUUGUACAUAUAUUUAAUUAAUUUUUUGUUCUUAAAGCACAUAAAAAUCGAUAAAUACUUUGAAUCUCAAUCGAAAAAGUUUGUAUUAUUGUUCGUGCAUUAAGAAAAUUUCAGAACGCUUGUCUCGCUAAAAAUGCCAGAAGAAUUAUUAACCAAUCAAAGUCAUAUUUUCUACGAUUCAUAAAAAAUGUGUGUAUUUAUCCAUUAACAUAAAAUUAUAGAUUAUUCUUUCCUAUGUGCCAAUUAAUAUUGGAGUAAGUAUUGAGCAUUAUUGAUCGCUUUUGUAUUCCACAUUUACACGGUGACUUUUUUUAUAACUUAAAUAUAAAUAAUUACUUGAAUAACAAAGAUAAACAAAAUUGCAAAUUCGGCAAAGAAUAUCUAAAUCCGUCAAUGCUUGCGCAGACGAUUGUGUGAUGCUGGUUCGAGAGAAACGCUGUUUAAACUUCCAUUUGAUCUGUAAUACGCGAAGCUCCUUCAGUGUAUAUACACAAUCGAGACAUUUUGUACGCAUUUUUAAAGGGUUUCUCGUUGAGACACGGGUUUCUUUCAACCGCGAUAAGCGCACUACGCGGAGGCGAAGUACUUCUGCGGCCCGUGACGAUGACCCCUUUUCCUUUCCUCCCCGACGCCGUCGCGGGAAACGUGGGGGCGUGGCUUUCCUUUGUACAUGCGGGUACGCGACUUACUUAUUAAUUCUGACUUUCGAUUAAGUGACAAAUAAACAGAUUACUGUUAAUUUUAAUGGUGCGUUUAAUGCGCGUGCGAAACUCGAGCGUACGAUUUAUUCAAUGGCGCGUGGUGAGUCGCUCAAAUUUGUUAUACAUACACAAUACAAUUAGCUCCGCUCAGUUCCGUGUCCGCUUGAAUAGAGGAAGUUAUCCCACGCGACAGGUACUAUCCAUUCAGAUGCUCGACGCAACAAACUACCACUGCUGUGUAUGUAAAUUUCGUAAGAAGAAAGGAAAUAGGUCACAGGAAUUGCGAUUUCGAUGGAAAAGAAGGGAGGAAAGCGAAAAGAAGCAAUUAAUUAGCAGAGGUAAUUAAAUUUGUUAACUCAGAGAGUUGAACUUAAGGUCUACCUUAGUGAUACAUGACUAUAUAUAUAUAUAUAUAUAUAUAUAUAUAUAGUUUCGUAAGAGUCUCAGCGUAUAAAUUUAUUCACGCGUUAACGCGCAGUUGCGCGCGAAUAAAUUCAUAUCCAGUAAGUAAAAAAAGUCCAUCCAAGCAAGCGAAGGAAUAAGUAAGAUAUCAUGCAGGGAGAAGAUAUCACAUCUCGAUAUACUUUUAGGCUUAGAAGAAGAGAAAGGGAGCGGGAAAAAAAAUAAGAGCGAGCGUGUCGUCAAGGGGAGUAGACGCGAGACUAGAAGGAAGCAUCUCAUUACACGUAAUUAGGUAGGAUGCGUAUUUUAAGUAUCUCCGUUGUCACGUACGAGUGUGUGCGUCCGAUGCGAGUCCGCGCGAAUGCCGAGGUAGGGAAGACGGACGAGGGCAGACGUUGUUCAAAGGCCUACUACUACUACUACUCUCUCUCUCUCUCUCUCUGCCUUUUUCUUCACCUUCGUUUAUCUAAUGCCUUGUCGGAGGAACAACGGAAGUUACCUUCAGCAUUCUAAUGAUGUUGAUUGCCAAUAUCAUCAUAUCGUUGUGAUGCCGUGCCAACUUGCAGAGUUGGCUACGGCUAAUAAACACGGUAACUCCCUUCCUGAUUCGUCAUCGUUAGAACCCUGAGGGUGUCUGUUCGUGUUCCGUUAGACGAACGAAGGUGCAUCUUCCUCGGGAGAUAAUGGUGUACAUUAAGGUGUGAAUCCACUGCGAAUGCUGCUCCGCAUAGAGACCGAGAAAUACGAAGGUGUUUAAAUCGACGUUGAUCGGUUUUAUCUAUACCUGCGAUGCGAUGAUUCGGUGGAUCCGCAGCUUCCAGAUUAUGCGCGCGGGCUCGGAUCGGCGGGAUGCAGCCGCGUAUUAUGUCGAUGGAAAGGGUUAUUACAUGCACAUACGAUAUAUGUAUACAUACAUCUCGUUGAAGGCUACAGAAUCGUGACCCUUUCGGAAAGCGCCGUAUCUCCAUUCCUAAAUGAUCGUGAUUCAGCCAACGGAUAUGCUGCCAAACCAUCGUAUCAAUGCGCGAAGGAACGAAAAAAAAAAAGAUAACGUAUUAUUUUUAUAAUUUGUCAUCUUUGUAUUAUUGUUACGAUGGUUGAGAGAAUUUGUAUAAAACACAUUAGCGUUUAACUUACAAAACUGCGCGGAUUGCGUAAAUGACAUUUAACACGAUUAACACGCUACACACACGAAUACAUUAUACACCCCCGAAAUAAGUGCGUCGAAAAAAAAUCAGACGAAUUUGUUGAAGGCGCGUAAUACCUAAAUGUUUUUCGAUCGACCCAGUAAGUAUAAAAUCAUUACUGCCAUGUCAUUACGGCGAUUCAAUAACAUGUAAGUUUUUUUAAAUCUUGUGUUUAAUCUUUUUAUACACAUCAGUAUAAACGAAAUGGUCACGACUUGGACAUAAUGUUUUUAAAAAACAAUGUUUCGCAAUCGUUUUCAAAACAAUUUUAACAAUAUUUCGAACAAAAAAUCACGUAUCAAAUAUUUUUUUAAUGUUUACACAAUAUUUUAAAAAUACACAAAUUUGAAAACCAAUAUUUCCUAAAUAUUUUUUUGUGCUUGCUGGGAAUCGAUUAACCGUCGAGCAUUUAAAAAAAAAACUACGACCGUCAAUGCAGCACAAUGGGGUGACGAUCGCAUAAAUGUUAAGACGCAAAAUUUUCGAUUUGUAAACUCAUAUCUGAUGGUAACGUCAAGACAGAGUCGCUUUUGUGAGAGACGUUCCCCGGAUUUCUAAACUUGGUGCUGCCAAGACCACCAGAUGCAACGAUAAAGGCCAAUCUGAUUUAAGGCACUAAUUUUAACUAAUCAACGCAUUUUUUGGAGUUUAUUUUACAGGAUGUCUAAAAAAAAUCUGAGAAAUAUUUCGACGUUAUAUCGACGAAUUUGGGAUCAACUUUUUCUAAUGAAUAUUUCUAAAUCCUGAUUAUAUUGGGAAUCAAGUAUGAAUAAUGGAAUCUUUCGGCGAGACUUACUCAAGAAAUUCAAUUUUGAGAACAAAUAAUAGUUUCGCUCCGAUAUUCCUUUCGAGGGGAAAGUCAAUUCCGCGUUCGUCGAACUAUUCUUAACAUAAUUUUCGGGUCUGGGAUCUGUGUGUCUAAAAUAAAACGCAGAGUAGAAAAAUUAAAUGUCAGAAUAGCACCGAUCGCGAUUGACGUUGAUGCAAGCAACUGGUCCUGGAUCGCGCUUCAAGGAUUAAGUAGACCGUUAGAGGGCUAGAGCUACGUAAAAAUAAUUCAUAUCAUUAAGACACGAAAUAGUGAUUUCGAAUUGGAGAGGCAAUAUGGGA
Monomorium pharaonis (pharaoh ant) is the source of this 11150-nucleotide messenger RNA. RefSeq names its product roundabout homolog 2. The record is from RefSeq and is a predicted model, not a curated record. The transcript is spliced from 11 exons. Gene Ontology annotation, biological process: axon midline choice point recognition; cell-cell adhesion; axon guidance. Gene Ontology annotation, cellular component: axon; plasma membrane. NCBI's taxonomy places the organism in Eukaryota, Metazoa, Arthropoda, Insecta, Hymenoptera, Formicidae. The coding region runs from base 1 to 4281 and encodes 1426 amino acids. Gene Ontology annotation, molecular function: protein binding; axon guidance receptor activity.